GGCGGCGGUUCGCGGGUGCCGGCAGCCGGGGAGUGCGGGGCCCCGGCCGGCGGGGCCGGGCCAUGGGGAAGGAGCAGGAGCUGCUGGAGGCCGCCCGCACCGGCAACCUGCCCGCCGUGGAGAAGCUGCUCUCGGGCAAGCGCCUCAGCUCGGGCUUCGGCUCGGGGGGCGGCGGCGGCGGCGCCGGGGGCGGCGGCGGGGGGCACCCGCUCUCCAGCCUGCUCAGCAUCUGGAGGGGACCAAAUGUGAACUGUGUUGACAGUACUGGAUACACUCCGCUGCACCACGCUGCUUUGAACGGCCACAAGGACGUGGUGGAAGUUCUGCUGAGGAAUGAUGCGCUAACCAAUGUGGCGGACUGCAAAGGUUGUUACCCUCUUCACUUGGCAGCCUGGAAAGGAGACGCAGAGAUAGUAAAACUUCUCAUCCAUCAGGGACCCUCCCACACUAAAGUGAAUGAACAGAAUACUCUUGAGAUCAAAGAACUCAAAAAGUACGGCCCUUUUGACCCCUAUAUCAAUGCCAAGAAUAACGACAAUGAGACCGCGCUGCACUGUGCUGCUCAGUAUGGCCACACGGAAGUUGUGAAGGUUCUCCUGGAGGAGCUGACGGACCCCACGAUGCGCAAUAACAAGUUCGAGACGCCUCUGGAUCUGGCCGCGCUCUACGGAAGGCUGGAGGUUGUGAAGAUGCUGCUGAAUGCUCACCCCAAUCUUUUAAGCUGCAACACUAAGAAGCACACACCCUUGCACCUGGCAGCUAGGAAUGGACAUAAAGCUGUAGUCCAUGUCCUCCUAGAUGCCGGCAUGGAUAGCAACUACCAGACUGAGAAGGGCAGUGCUUUGCACGAGGCUGCUUUGUUUGGCAAGACAGACGUGGUACAAAUAUUGCUGGCUGCAGGUAUUGAUGUGAAUAUAAAAGAUAACAGAGGCCUGACAGCUCUGGAUAUUGUGAGGGAACUUCCGUCUCAGAAAAGCCAACAAAUAGCAGCUCUCAUUGAAGAUCACACAAUUGGGAAGAGGAGCGCAAAAGCAGCAGAGAAGGCUCUGCCAACACCUGUCAUUCCUGCCACUGAACCUGCAGUCCGGAUAUCACAGGGUGAUGUGGAGAAAGCAGUGACUGAACUGAUCAUAGACUUUGAAAUGAACCAAGAGGAGGAGUGUCCUUAUGAAGCUUUAUACAGUGCGACAUCCUGCCACUCAUUGGACAGCCUGGCCAGUGGGAGGUCUUCAGACAGAGACUCUGUGAAUAAGGAAGCAGAGACAACGGGUCUUAAGGCAGCAGGAAUCAGGCCUAGAGAGCGUCCACCCCCUCCUGCCAAGCCACCCCCUGAUGAAGAGGAGGAGCAUGUGGAGAAGAAGCUAGGUCGCAGUGCUUCGUGUGAGGCCUCUGUGGUGCGGAGGAAGAGCAGGGGAAAUGCAGCCGAGGAAGAGGAGGAGCAUCCUUAUGAGCUGUUGCUUACUGCAGAAACUAAAAAGCCGCUUUCAGGGGAUAGAAAAACAAAAGGGGAAUUGCCAUCUUCAGGUGCUGUCAGCGGUAACCAGCUUCAGGCCAAACCCCAAAAAGGCACGUCUUCCCAAGAUAGUCAACGGCCGUUGAAUCGCCAAGGUUCUUCUGACCUCUCUUAUAGCCAUUCUGAGCAAUAUCCAAACCCCGAAUCACGCAUGAUUGAGACCUCAACAGACCACAAGAGGAGCAGUGGCAGCCGGAGCCAAGAUUCUGCAGACAGCCAGGACAUCCAGGUCCCGGAGCAGUUUUCAGGGUUACUCCAUGGCUCUUCCCCGGUGUGUGAGAUAAACGAGGACCCUUUCAGGCUCAUUUCUUCUGUGGCCAAAGGAGGUACAGAGGGCACAGGCCACUCACCUGCUAUGCAGUUGGAGGAUGCUGAUUUACCUGUCUCUGGAUCAGUACGGACCAGUUCUCCUGAGCAAAACCAGAAAGCGAUCUACGCAACGGUCCAGCCCAAAAACAUCCAGCAGGCAGAACCUGAAACUGCAGUGACUCCCCAAGUGCUGCAGCACCCUGGUGGUGCAGAGGAAGAGGGAGACAGAGGCGGUGCUGGGGGCCGAGCUCACCUAGGAGGCAAGCCCAAAGCAGAGCUCAAACUCAGCCGUAGCUUGUCCAAAUCGGACUCCGAUCUCCUGACCUGCUCACCGACUGAGGAUGAUGCCAUGGGGAGCCGGAGCGAAUCGCUCUCAAACUGCAGCACUGGGAAGAAAAGGCUGGAGAAAUCUCCAUCUUUUGCUUCGGAGUGGGAUGAGAUUGAGAAAAUCAUGAGCUCCAUCGGUGAAGGCAUUGACUUUUCUCAGGAACAGCAGAGGAUCUCAGGUUCACGGAUGCUGGAGCAGAGCGUCGGGGAGUGGCUGGAGUCCAUCGGCCUGCAGCAAUAUGAGAGUAAGCUGCUUUUGAACGGCUUUGACGAUGUCCGCUUCCUGGGCAGUAACAUAAUGGAAGAUCAGGACCUUCGGGAGAUCGGGAUUAGCGACCCGCAGCACCGCAGGAAACUUCUCCAGGCCGCACGUCCCCUUCCGAAGGUGAAAUCUCUGGGUUGCGAUGGGAACAGCCAGCCUUCGGUUCCUGCUUGGCUUGACUCUUUGGGGCUGCAGGACUACAUUCAGUCCUUCCUGUCGAGUGGCUACAGCUCUAUUGAUACUGUGAAAAAUCUCUGGGAGCUUGAAAUAGUAAAUGUGCUGAAGGUGAAUCUGCUUGGCCAUCGGAAGCGAAUUAUUGCCUCCUUGGCAGACAGACCGUAUGAGGAGCCACCCCAGAAACCACCACGGUUCUCGCAGCUGAGGUGCCAGGAUCUGAUGUCCCAGACUUCCUCACUGCUGAGCCAGACUGACUCCUACACAGGGAGGUCUGCGGAGCUCUUGCUGCCUUUGGGGGAUACUGGGAAGAGGCGACAUGACAGUGGCCAUGAUGCUGCUUCUCACCCCAGAGCUGACAGAUACAAAGCACAGGAGGAGCAUCGUGAGUCCAGACUGACUCUCAGGCCCCCGAGUCUCGCUGCGCCGUAUGCGCCUGUUCAGAAUUGGCAGCACCAGCCUGAGAAGCUCAUCUUCGAGUCCUGCGGGUACGAGGCCAACUAUCUGGGCUCCAUGUUAAUCAAAGACCUGCGAGGGACGGAGUCGACGCAGGAUGCCUGUGCAAAGAUGAGGAAAUCCACAGAGCAUAUGAAGAAGAUCCCAACCAUAAUAUUAUCCAUCACUUACAAAGGGGUGAAGUUCAUAGAUGCUUCUAACAAGAAUGUCAUCGCCGAGCACGAAAUCCGGAACAUUUCCUGCGCGGCCCAGGACCCCGAGGAUCUCUGCACGUUCGCCUAUAUCACCAAGGACCUGCAGACCAGCCACCACUACUGCCAUGUCUUCAGCACCGUCGAUGUGAACCUGACAUAUGAAAUCAUCCUGACAUUGGGACAAGCGUUUGAAGUCGCCUAUCAGCUGGCCCUCCAAGCCCAAAAAUCAAAACCUACUGGUGCUUCAACAGCGGAAAUGAUAGAAACGAAAUCUUCCAAACCGGUGCCUAAACCCAGAGUCGGCAUGAGGAAAUCCGCGGUGCCGCUCCCUCCCGAUAGUCGCUGUUGUUACUGUCACUCCUGUACUACACACCGUCCCUCCUACCUGCCGCUGCAGUCUGUUAGUCAAGGAGCUAAGCUGGAGCCAUCUGAAGUGGACCAAGACUCCCAGUCUCAUGCCAGUGUCUCCUGGGUUGUUGAACCCAAACAGGAUUCUAAGAGGACCCUCAGCACUAAGUAUGAGACCACUAUCUUCUAAAAAAGCAACCCUGUGUCCACCUAGUCUAACCGUGCCUUUGCGAUCUGAUCUGUCUGCUGUUCUAAACUCCCUCUCCCUCCAGCUGCUGGCACUGAGCUCCACCUCUAGGGGCUACACCAUCAGAGGCAGCAGCACUAGGAUACUGUAGACUAAACAGCUUUUGUAUCUGAUCACUACUGAACACUGUGAAUUCUCCUUACUCGGAAACAAGGGUAACAUGCGGAGAGAAUGACCUGUUAGAUACUUGUGAGGUGGGAGAUGCAGAGGGUUGGAAGCUGCGAGAGUCUGAGAUGUGGAUCCGGGAAGCCGCCUGCCAUUUCACGUUUUUCCCCUUGCUGCGGCACUGAAUCUCUGGGGGCGACAUGACACUCCCUGGGCCUUUUUGUAUUUAAUGUUCUUAUCCUUGGACUGCAGUAGACCUCUUGUCUCCGAGGUGCGCACACUCACUCGUUCUAGAUUCUGUACUGAGCCACAGCUGUAUACUGUUUCAGCGAACUGUUACCCCUCUUUUUACCUGUCAUCUGAACCGACACUAACCAGAGUGAUGCUGUCUGCAAAUAACCCAUUCACUAGAUUUCCUCGCAUGGAUCUUGUGUGCAAUCUCUUCCCCCCACCCCACCUCGAAGUUCAGAGUUGCAAACCUGAUUGCACAGCUAACGUGAGAGCCGGUCUGGGCUGCUUACACAGCGGUUGCUCUCACUGUGCACAUUGACCCUUCUUAGAGAUCAGGGUUGGUAUAUAUAGGAAACGCCUGGCAGCAGCUUCUCAGCUGCCCCACUGAAGUCAUUGUGUGGGCUUCAUCCUGUCUUGUCAGAUUUGAUGCAGGGCCCUUCUGUUCAAACCGACCAAACUGCUUGAGAGCUACCAGCUUGGUUCUCCCUUUUAGAACUAUACAUGGGUUAAGCUUUUAAAGGCACAUGUGACUAAUCCUGUACUGGGUGUGGGGCGGGGACUGGACUAUUUGUUGUCUGGCCAAAGCAGACUGGGGAGCUGGGAACUUUGCUCUGUUCAGCAGGUUUCCUGCAUGUUAACUUUGAUCCCAUUUCUCCCUUGGGCAGGAAGAAAGUACAAGUCUUCUGCAGAUCACAAGGCUAUUAAAUGCUGUGCAAUGACGGCUAGAGUGAUCUUGAAACAUCUGUCACUUCCCCAUCCCUUGGCAAUUACCCUUAGGGAGGGCCCUAGGUGCCUGGGUACCCUAUGUGCAGACACCUCCCCCUUUCUGUUCACCUCAUUUCCUUGUCUGCAAAGUUUUGAGCCCAUGGUUGGCUAGAUAGAUCUGUCUACGGCUGCUACUUUAGUUCCUAAAUGUGACUCAGACCCCUUACAACUGAAACCACAGAGCACGUGCUGCUGUGCAGGCCGAGCAGAGCUGGGACCUCGUUUGGAGGGUGGCCUCUGUGCCAUAAAGCAGUUUGUUAGCCAGUGACCAUGCGGAUACAAAUACGGUAGAGCCUCAGAGUUAUGAACACCAGAAUUAGAAACUGACCAGUCAACCCCACACCUCAUUUGGAACCGGAAAUAUGCCAUCAGGCAGCAGCAGCGACACACACACAAGUAAAUGCAGUAUAGUACUGUCUUAAACGUAAACUACUACAAAAAUGAAGGGAAAGUUUAAAAACAAUUGACAAGGUAAGGAAAGGUUUCACAGUAACAGCCGUGUUAGUCUGUAUUCGCAAAAAGAAAAGGAGUACUUGUGGCACCUUAGAGACUAACCAAUUUAUUUGAGCAUUGGUUAGUCUCUAAGGUAAGGAAACUGUUUCUAUGCUUGUUUAAUUUAAAUUACGAUGGUUAAAAGCAGCAUUUUUCUUCUGCACUGUAAAGGUUCAAAGCGGAGUUAAGUCAGUGUUCAGCUGUAAAUUUUUGAAAGAACAACCAGCAUGUUUUGUUCAAAGUUCAACGUUUCAGCAUUACGGACAAUCUCCUUUCCUGAGGCAUGUGUAACUCUGAGGUUCUGCUCUAUUCUCCUGAGGUGCCCUGGUGAAUUCCUGACUAGGCUGUGCUUAUGGCCAGCCCUGAUUAAAGUGGGCAAAAUGUAUAAGGCUCAUUGAUAGCAUGAAACUGAGGAGGAAGGAUGAUCCAGUGAUUAAACAGACUGGGGAGUCGGAACUCCUGGUUCUGUCACUGACUUGCUGUGUGACCACGUCCCUUAGCCUCAGUUUCCCCCUUUAUCAAAUGGGGAUAUCAUCUCCCUCCCUCACAGAGGUGAUGUGAGGCUUAAUCAGUUUGCAAAGCAAUUUGAGAGCCUCUAAGGAAAGGCACUAUGUGACUAGCACGUAGUAGUCGUCCUAUGACAACAACCCACUAUGCUCCGCUUCACUCACUCUCCUGCCACAUGAAAUACCAGUCUCACAAGAAGGGAGGUUGCACCUUGGAUUCUGACCUGUGUUCUAAAGUCAGACUGAAAACCACCUGCUCCUUUCUAUGGGAGCACCUGGCUGUGUGGGACAGUAGGGGUUAGUACACCAGCCUUUCAGCUGUCACACUGGACAAAGAUCACAAAUGUGUCUGAUCCUAGUCUAAUUCCAAGCAUACCAACAUCAUUUAUUUUGCACCAUUAGCAGAAUCCACUCAUAGGAGAAUCAGCAGUGGGGGAGUUGCAGGUGCCAAUCAAGGUGUGGUCGGAAGAGAGCUGUGAAGGAAGCUGGACAGCUACUACCCACACUAUUCUUGCCUCUGCUUUGUGAUGGUCCGUCAUGAACAGUUUAAAACCCGCAUCUUCUCCUCCCCAAAUGUCCAUCUCUAGACACACCCAGUGUGUCCAUACUGGCUCUUGAAUCUUAAGCAAACCCCAUUUACUGAUGCAACCUGGAUUGUCCAGAACAGAAAGUAGGUCUAUAAGAGUUUUCUUCAAAUGUCAUAAUCUCUGCAGCAACCAACCACCCCAAAUGUGGUAAUUCAGCCUGGAUCCUCACUUGUUGUGUAUUAGAACCAAUAAGGAUCACUUUUUAGUGGGCUAUUGAUUUUGCAUCAGUCUUUUCUUUCCCUUUCUCCCCUCCAGCCCAGUAAUUAUACUAGAAUCUUGUGUUUCAGAAUCUUUAUCUAGCUCCUUCCUCGGAGCAAGUCUGACCUCCCAGUCCUCAGGGCCAUGGCCUAACAAGGCAAACAGAGUUCAGAAAUAACAACCUGGUUAGUAAGUAUCCAAGUAAGGAGGGUAGGAAGAUAUUUUGUAAAGCACAAAGAAUAAAAACCUCAGUCUUGUAGGUAGAUUUAACAUGUCAUGCACCCCUGGCCCCCGUGGUAAGGGAUUACAGAUGCUUAGGCAAAAGAAUCCUUAACUAGAGAAAUACUACAGUGAAUGCCCAAACACUGCAGUGUUCCUGUUACCUGUAGUGGUUUGGGCACUUGCUGUAGAAUACGGCGGUAUUUUUACGGGCUGCUGCGUAUUGUUUGGCAAGCUGUGAACGGCGCCCUGAAACCUCUUUUCAGUCGUUCAGAGGAGAUGUUCAAUGAGGAAUGCAAGUGGUGGUGUGCUUUUAUGUCUAAGAGUUUAUCAUCAGUUACAGCUACCCACAUACAGAUCUGAUUUUCGGAGGGGCUGAGCCCUUGCAACUACCAGUGUCUUCCGUGGGUUCUCAGCGCCCCUUUUUAAAAAAAAAAAAGGGUUAGUUGUGCAUGUGCCUUUUUAAUGCUGACCUCUGACCCUUGGUGGGAUCCCAGCAGCCCUGUCUGAACAGAGGGCUUGUGCUGUGCACCUGUAGCUCUCACCAGUUUGUGGCUCUAUUAUUUCUCACUGCUUGGUCACACACCCCUCUGUCCCCUCCCUUCUCCCCCCCCGCCCCCCCAGCAUUGGUUUGAACGUGACUCAUGAAAUUAUUCAUUGCAUUUUUUCCUUUCUGUUAACGUUGUCCCCUGUUCUGUUUGCCUCUGGAAAGCUGAUAUGCAGGCAGCUGUGUGCUACCAUGGAAAUGUAGUAACGGGGCAGAGACCUAAGAAGCAGUGGUACCCCAACAGGAUGAAGAUCUCCACCCGGCACUGGUGUCUGCCUCUCUGAAUAUGUUCAUGACUGCCGAGUAAGGGCUUCCACAAUUGAGGGGGGAAAAGGGAUCCCAGCAACCAGCUGACAAAAACAGCUACGCAUUUCUAGCAAAGGAGAUUUGAGACUUCUGAGCUCAAGGGAGUGAUACCUUAUUUUCUAGCCUGUUGCAACAAAUGUUUUUUUUUUAAAGAGAUUUUUUUUCUUUUUACAUGCAAUGAUACGAAACAAAAGAAAUCCACAACUUAAAUGUAGCAUGUUGCAAUUUUUUGGGUUGGAACAACCCUUAGUAAAUUAAGAUUCCACGGUACUGUCCUGUCCUACAAAGAGUACGGUAAAAAGUCUUAGCAAUGGCGGUAGUGUGUGUAUGUCUAAUGGUACUUUAAUUCACCUCGGUUCUUGGUGAGCAGGAGAAAACAAUUCCAAGAUUUUGGCAAUAGUUUUGUUCCAGAUUCUGAAACUCAGCUGCAUGGAUUUUCAUACACUUUUUUCUUUCAAGCCACUCCAAGCCUAAAUGGGAGAUGGAUAUAAUUUAAGGAAAACUGUCUGCAAAGGGGUUACAAUCCUAGUGAUGAUUGCUGGGUAUCACCCAUGGUACGAAGCCUGCUUUCACUAGAGAACUGUUGCAUUGCAAUACUUGAUGUUUUGAUGGUAAGGAGGACACAAUUGGAUUCCUUUCCAUUAGUUUAUCACACUGAAUAACUGGAGAGUUUGCUCCUUUCUAUACCUUCUCUUGCAUCUGCCAUGUUUUUUAAAUGCAGUUAUGUGCUACCGGGUUGGGUUUUUAAAGUCUGGUUGUGAUUUAACACUUUGAUACUAGCUCAUGAUUGAAUUACCAUUAGUGUAACAGUAUUGCAGAAUAUGAACCAACAAGGAGUUGUAUUCUGGGCAUUACACUGAAACAGUCCAUACCUGAUGAUAAAUUCAAUCAGUCUAAGGGUGGUUGGUCCCAAGCAGUCCCACAUUCUUAAACAGAACACAAUCUUGAAGGUGCUUUGUAAUUACGCUUCAUUUAAACUACCUGAGUAUUUAAUGGUGGCUUUGGCUGUGACAGUUGUGUGACCUGUUUUCCAGUGCCCUGACCAUCAGGACCUUGUUGGAAGGAGAGAUGGUAAAAUGGGCAUGACUUGGUUCUUGAGAUGUAAAAACAGGGGACACCAUGCCAUUGCUUUGGUCUCAGGCAGGUGUGAUGGUUUGGUGGUGCCCUGCUGCUUAGUAGAACUUUGUGUCCUAACUAUUCGUUUUUAACUCCAGUUGCUGCUGUAUCUGUCAGGAUUUAAUUUAGUCUCAUUCCAGUUGAUGGUGAGUGCUGAGAGAAACAAACAAUCCCCAGGGCCUAGACCUGUCAAUGAUUAGUGAGCGGGAAAACAAGCUGUUUUUUAAAAUGAGUGAAUUUUAGGAAACUUAACAUUCCUUCUUAUGCCUAUGUUGCAGUUCAUACUGAUGUAAGUGUAAAUAUUCGCUGUGUUAGCAACAAGUCUGUUCGCAGAGAUUGAACCCCUGCUUUGGAGGAGGGAUAGCUCUCUGUUGGAUGCAGGAGCUUUGGAGGUUGGCUGGCAGUAAAAGUAGUGAUGAAGACUCUAAUCUUGCUGUUGUCUCCAGUGACUCAGCAACCCCCUUUGCUGUUCUCUUGCUAGGUGUUUGUUUUCUCCUUGACACAGAAUACGUAUUGCAGAGGAGCUGAGCUUUAGUAGCGUAUGUUUUCAAGGUACUUGCCUGGUAGGGCUCUCCUCCUAGACCCCAGCCUAUAUUUUCAGGAGUUCAGGUGGCUCCCAAUCUCUUAGUACUUUGCCAUUUGUGCACUGUUCAGGCUCUUGUGUUCCUACAGGGAUUCACAGUAUCUGGAGGAAAGUGUCCUAAAUUUUGGGUUCUGAAUGUGAUUAAUUUUCAAAGUUCUGAGCUAGUUCUGUUACCAACCUGUGAUCCACUUCCUUCCCUUUUUCAAAGGAUAGACAGUAUUCUAGAGCAAUCGCCCUUUGUAUUUGGUAUGGGUCCAGGCUGAGAACUCUAGACAGACACUAAUAUUAAUAGCUGAAUUGUCUUCUUAAAAUGAGGGUGCAGUCAUUUAAUGUAUUCAGCUUCAAGCUGCUGUAUCCUAUUCUAUUCUGUACCUGUUUAAAAAAAAAAUGGUAAUCUCGGCUGUUCAGUUUUGCCUUUAAAUUUAGAAGAAAGUUGGUAUUUGGAUAUCUGAGGCACCCCCCCAUUCCCCUUGCAGAAAAAAGGUAUUUGGGUGUGUUUCGAGGGGAAGCUGAGCUGGACCACUGCCCUUUGUGAGGCUGCUGCAAUGUACAGAGCAGACACCAAAUGGUAUCCUUGAGCAACUCCAUUUCUUGAGCUGUGAAACUGACCUGGACUCAGCUAUAUUAACACUCCCUCAUUACAGAGUUCAGCUAUCUGUCAGCAGGCAUUUCUGUGGUUUCCCUUAUGCUUACAUCAGUUGAGUGCAGUAGGAUUUCAUUUUAUAACAAGCUCUCCGUUUGCAACUCCAUGCUCCUUUUUAGAUCCUACAUUGGCAUAUUUAGAGGUACCUGUACAACCAGAAGCCAAUUUGAUGUGCUUGAAAUGAGAGAGCUAACUCAAAUUUUUGUCUUGUGAAAAAUAACCUGAGAUUUCCCCAACAUGGCAGAGAACAGUCAACUUCAGUUUGCAAUGUAGACCUUUUUGCUAAUUGUGAUGUAUGGCAGUGGGACUGAUUUGUAAUAAAAAUGUUAUUUAAUCUGUCUCUGUAUUUUGAUACUUGAAUUUUCUUUUAUUUUCCUGUAUAUACAAUUGUUAAUCUGCUUGAAUUUGUCUGAAUUUUAAACAUCUUGUGGUACCAAACAUAACCAAUCUGUGCAACAACAUAGACUGACCUCACUACAACAAGGCGAGAUUGUAAAUAUUUCUGGGCUUCCAGUGGUCGUUUUGUUGUUUUUCAUAACUGUACAAUUUAGAACAGACUGAAUUAAUAAAUAAACUCAGACACUCACCUUU
Molecule: messenger RNA, 10719 nt
Organism: Caretta caretta (loggerhead turtle)
Lineage: Eukaryota; Metazoa; Chordata; Testudines; Cheloniidae
Gene: ANKS1A
Product: ankyrin repeat and sterile alpha motif domain containing 1A
Biological process (GO): ephrin receptor signaling pathway
Cellular component (GO): cytosol
Molecular function (GO): ephrin receptor binding
Source: RefSeq, a predicted model, not a curated record